Messenger RNA from Gaeumannomyces tritici R3-111a-1, 246 nucleotides. RefSeq lists its product as hypothetical. The transcript has a single exon. NCBI's taxonomy places the organism in Eukaryota, Fungi, Ascomycota, Sordariomycetes, Magnaporthales, Magnaporthaceae. The record is from RefSeq and is a predicted model, not a curated record. The coding region runs from base 1 to 246 and encodes 81 amino acids.
AUGAUGACGUCGACAAGUGUGGCGAUACUGCCGGCUCCAGACCCCUGCAAUGUUCGGCCCGCGAGCGUUGCAGACACAUUGGUCGCUGCGCCGCAUAGAGCCGAGUCGCCGAGGAAGACUACACUGGAGGACAGCAUCGUGGGCUUUGCACCCGUGUACAGCGCGGGUGCACCCCAGACCGCUGCGGCGGCGGCCCAGGUCGGAGCAUGCGGUCCCGACCCAGGCGUAGCCCUGCGUCGACCCUAG